Molecule: messenger RNA, 555 nt
Organism: Schistosoma curassoni
Lineage: Eukaryota; Metazoa; Platyhelminthes; Trematoda; Strigeidida; Schistosomatidae
Source: the annotation of a GenBank genome assembly
AUGUGUUCGAUCGAUGGAUCAUAUAAGCAUAUCCGAAAAACGAAACCUUCAAUCGCUAUUCCCUAUAUUCAUCCCAAUCGUGAGCACUUAGAUGAAAGGGCAAUUUAUGGCUUCAUUAUAUAUCUUGUAUGUUUUCCUGCAUUUGUAUUGUAUGUAAUUUGGGCAUAUAUUCCACAUGAAUGGUUGAAUUUAAUUGGAAUAACAUACCUACCCAACAAACACUGGUCAGUUACUGCACCAAUCUCACUACUGAUUAUAUGUAUAUCUGGUCUUUUUGCUUAUAUUUGGAAUAAUCGUUCACUCAUGCAACCGCUUACAUCGAUUUAUCAAAUUAGAGAUUCACUUUCAAUGCAUGCUCAAAAUCCAACUGAUAGUUAUGUCACAGAUCAACAGUCUAAUUCAAACGUAUCAAAACCAGUGGAAUUAUUGAGACCAUUAUCGAUAAUCCCCCCUGUGUAUGAUUUGGAUCAUAUUUGGGUGACAAGCGAGUUGUAUUUAAAGACAAAUAAAGUUACCACCUCAAGCAUUAUUGACCAUGAUAAUAUGAAGCGUUAA